AUGUUACCCCUCGCUGUACUGAGGACUUUGAAAGGUAAACGGAAUCUAAAACGAGGGAAAGGAGUAAACAGUACUGAGACGUUGAGAACAGAGGACUCUACAACUAUAGCGCGCCAUCAACAUCAGUGUUUGUCAUUGGUUUUUGAAUAAGAUCUUCCUACAAUUGCAAUUGGAGAAGGAAUACCGGUUAUUCAACUAGUUAUCCAUUUGACUGUUUUAUUGAAUUGUCUUCGCAUCGUCUUCAUCCUAAAAGGGAUGCAUUUGUUGAGCAUGUCCACCAAAUGGCCGACCUAUGAUUCCCGCUCCUCCACCCCCAGCUUCCUCCUCAGCGAGAGCGACGUGACUGAGGACGAGGCAGACAUUGAUGUCUUCAACUCCGAAAGUGAGGGAGAUAGCUCAGGGGGUGGCAAGACCUGCUCAGUACCCUUCUCCCUGGCCGGGGGUGGCGAGGCAGCCCCUAGGUUACACUGGUCCAUGGCUGGGAGUGGACAAGCAAAAUGCUUUCCUCACACCACCACCUACCCAUCCAUGGUGGCUUCCCCUGGCAGUGCUGCGUUAAGCACAAAGGGAAGCACAGAGGAGACCAUGCAAGGAGACCUGGCCUUCGCUCAGAAAUGUUCAGAGCUGCGAAGGUUUAUCAGACCCCUGUUGGAGCUUCUGAAUGGACUCAAGACGGGGAGAUUUGAGAGAGGACUUAGCAGUUUCCAGUCGAGCGUUGCCAUCGACAGACUCCAGAGGAUCCUGGGUAUUCUUCAGAAACCUGAAAUGGGAGAGAAAUUCCUCCGCACCCUCCUGCAGGUAGAGAUGAUGCUGAAGAUGUGGUUCCCCCAUGUGACCCCUGUCGCUGCCACCCAGAAACCCACACCCAGUCUUCCGCCACGAUGGCACCAAAAUCAGCUGUGCAUGCCAGUCAAGAAGCGCAAGCUUAGCUGGUUGGACUCUGACUUCCCCAGUGCCGCCGCACCCAGUUGCAAGCGCCUGCAGCGCGAGGACAAUUACCAGGAAAUGACCUCACAAGACUCUUGCCCGUUGAGCAGAGACACCUAUAACCCGUCAUGUCUGACUGUCAGCAAGAGAAGAAAGGGAAAUAAGAGGCUUGAAAUGUCACCUUGCUCAGCAUGUGGUAGCCCAGCCACACAAGACAGCCGUGUCUCCUCAACCCUCCUGGUGUUUCACUCACAUCAGCUCUCCCUCCAUGGACAUCAGCCACAGAGGUGCCACGGCAGGCCUGGCACAGUGAAGACAGAGACAGAUAUUGCAUCAGUGGAAACCCAAAGGAGGGGUCAGUCUAUCCCCAUAUUACUGAGGUCCAUGAAACAAGAGCCGGAGUAGAGGAUAUUAAACUGAACUCGGAAGUCAUUGCACCGUUUGACCAUUUUUUGUCAGUGUUGGAGAGUUAUUUUUUUUUUUAUUGAAAUGUACCUGGGAAUAUUUUUUUAUGGUUGAUGUGAUAAAGCAGUGGUUUAAUUUUUCAAUUUUUAUUUUAUUUUUUAUACUGAUUUGAAAGAAGAUAAUUUUUGUAUUUCAGAAUUAUCAACACAAAUACAAUCACAUGAACCAAUUUGUAAGUCGCUCUGGAUAAGAGCGUCUGCUAAAUGACUUAAAUGUAAAUGUAAAUGUAAAUACACUAUGCAGAAAUAUAAAAGAAAGUAACAUAGCUCAAGAUUUAUGGAAUACCUUUUAACCUUACAUAAACUCAGUUAGUUAUGAUAAAGUUAUCAAUAGUAGUGAAGCAUAAAACAUUGACAAUACAAUGAAAAACAUUACAAGAACCUGUUAAUCUUUCAGCGGCUCCAGCACAGGGAACAGUGAAAAAGGCAGCUGAUACAACUGCCACUAAACCUCUGCCAACCAGUGGCAACAAAACCAUUGCUUUUAUUACACACUCUGCCGAGUCUGUUAGCCACAGUUUAAUGUAACUAUUGACUAAAUCCACCUCAGUGUGAAUACUAACAAACCCAGUAGCAUGCAACUGGAAUGACAGCAACCACUAAGAACUACGAGAGGAGAAAUAACAACUGUUAGAUUUAAGGUAUUACUCAUAAAAUAGGUCUGCUUGAAAAUCCUGGGUGAGGACUAGAGCAUAUUCAUUGGCUUAAUGCUUUCUAAUUUCAUUGAUUUAUUUGAUAAAAUACAUUUGUCCUUUAUUUUUUUGAUACGUUUGUCAGUUUUCUAUGGUGUGAAAAGAAAAUAAUUUUGACGAAUAAGUCAUCGCCAAAACUAUUUUGCACAUGAAUAUUUUACAUUUGAUAACAAAUGAAUUUGUACCUUAUAAAUGUUACUAUUGUGACGACGCAAAACACAAAUAAUUUUGAAUCUUCUAGAAGUGUUUCUAUUGGAUUGGGAGAAAAUACGUAAAAACCUGUCAUUAGGCCAUUGGGUAUUUGAACCACAAUGUUUUUGCUUAGCAAUUAUCAUUCAUGUUGAAUGACUCUAUCCCUGGCCACUUUCAGAGAGUCUCUUGAGCUGUAACUAUCUAGAUGGGGAUAGGGGGGAAACCAAGAAUAGCUGGGUACUGAUUUGAUCUACUGACUUAAAGAUUUUUUUUUAACGACAACAGUUAAGCCUAAUACAGGACAACCGAAACAUCAUGAUCAAAAUCAAAUCAACAUUUUGUGAAUGUGUGUGGGUUUUGUAUGGGAAUGUCAGUGUUGUGUGAGUCAGUGUUUGUACGUAUAGUCUAGUGAGUGUGCAUGGGGUCAGUCAGUGCGAGAUAGUCAGUGCAGAUUUUUUGGGUGUCAUUAAUUGACUAUUUAGCAGUCUUAUGGCUUGGGGGUGAGUUACCAUACUGGUAGUAUGUGUUAUUGUUCUUAACCAUGCCAAGGAAAGGCCCAGGUAGAGGACAACAGAGAGAUCACUGCAUUAGUAAAUACAGGUUACUGUGUUCAGGCAAUGCACAACCCUUCCUAUAAACUGUUCAAACAGCCCGUUGGGGAGUUGUUUAUUUUUAUUUUUCCCGUGAGGGAAUAUUCUAAUUUCAUGUCAUGUUUUUGGUGUAUGUAGAUCCUAUGUUUUGCACAUUUUCUCUGUAUAUCAAAAGAGGACAGAUGGUUGGGCUGAGAAGGAUAUUUUGCUGUUUAAUGUUGUCUUCCUUGAUUCAAUCCAUUUCCUUUGCCUCCGCUCUUCCCAACUCUUCCCAACACCCUCCAUCACAUUUUUUGGUUGGGCAUAAUAUAAGUGUUUUGGUUAUACACAAUGUACUUGUGCUUAAUAUUUUAUAUAUAAUUGUUUCAGACCUAAAUUGUUUUUGAUAAAUUGUACCCUUUUUGCUAAAAUAAAGUCAUGUUUUUGUUAAUCAGAA
This is a messenger RNA of Salvelinus sp. IW2-2015, 3301 nucleotides long. RefSeq lists its product as uncharacterized. The record is from RefSeq and is a predicted model, not a curated record. Gene Ontology annotation, biological process: circadian regulation of gene expression; negative regulation of DNA-templated transcription. Gene Ontology annotation, cellular component: nucleus. Gene Ontology annotation, molecular function: RNA polymerase II cis-regulatory region sequence-specific DNA binding. NCBI's taxonomy places the organism in Eukaryota, Metazoa, Chordata, Actinopteri, Salmoniformes, Salmonidae.